This is a messenger RNA of Python bivittatus (Burmese python), 1102 nucleotides long. RefSeq names its product general transcription factor IIIA (gene GTF3A). The record is from RefSeq and is a predicted model, not a curated record. Gene Ontology annotation, cellular component: nucleus. NCBI's taxonomy places the organism in Eukaryota, Metazoa, Chordata, Lepidosauria, Squamata, Pythonidae.
ACAUGGCCGGAGAGGACUUUGCUGUCGGGGAGGCGGCCGCCGCUGCCACUUCCAUGACUCAGUCUCUGAAGCACAAAUAUUCUCAUCUCGGGGAGAGCCGGUAUCGUCCUCCGCCCCCGGAGCAGAUGUUCAUCUGCUCGUUCCCAUUUUGCGAUGCCACCUUCAACCGGGGCUGGAAACUGGACGCGCACCUUUGCCGGCACACGGGAGAGCGACCCUUUCUUUGCAUUUUUGAAGGCUGUGGAAAAGGCUUCACUAGAGGUUUCCAUCUUAAGCGUCAUUUUCUUACACACACUGGAGAAAAACAAUUUGUGUGCACAGUAGAUGGUUGCAAUAAAAAGUUUACAACAAAAUCAAACUUGAACAAGCAUGUUCUACGGAGACAUCAGCAGAGGAAAUAUGUAUGUGACUUUGAAAAUUGUGGGCAAUCUUUUAAGAAACACCAGCAGUUAAAAAUACAUCAGUCUCGACACACUGGUGAACCAUUUUUCAAAUGUGGUCAUGAAGAAUGUGGAAAGCACUUUUCUACGCCCAGCCAUCUAAAACGUCAUGAGAAGGUUCACCGAGGUUACGCAUGCAAAAAAGAGGGCUGUUUGUUUGUUGGAAAAACCUGGUCAGAAUACCUGAAACACAUGAGAGUCAGUCAUGUGGAACCAGUUACCUGUCAAGUGUGUUCCAAAACAUUUAGUCGCAAAGAUUAUCUGAAAUGUCACAUGAAAAUUCAUGCUGCGGACAGAGAAGUUUUUAAAUGUCCAAAGGAGGGCUGUGAAAGAACUUACACGACAGUGUUCAACCUUCAGAGUCAUAUUCUCUCAUUUCAUGAGGCAAAAAAACCUUUUGUGUGUGACCACCCUGGCUGUGGAAGGCUUUUUGCAAUGAAACAAAGUCUCAUAAGGCAUGUGGUACUACAUGAUCCUGAUAAGAAAAGGUUGGACUCAAAAAAACCACGGCCAAAGCGGAGCCUGGCCUCUCGCCUCAGUGGAUACAUCCCUCCGAAAGCACAGCGAAGAAACAUAUCUUCAGCAGAAGAAUCUCUGCCUUCAUCUGCAACAAGCAGCAAGCAGCAGGCUGCCGACGGCUGAAAUGCCGUUGCUUGACGACA